Messenger RNA from Peromyscus leucopus (white-footed mouse), 1983 nucleotides. It is a transcript of the gene Trim13, whose product is annotated as tripartite motif containing 13. Gene Ontology annotation, molecular function: zinc ion binding. The record is from RefSeq and is a predicted model, not a curated record. Gene Ontology annotation, biological process: positive regulation of canonical NF-kappaB signal transduction; innate immune response; positive regulation of macroautophagy. The transcript is spliced from 3 exons. The coding region runs from base 747 to 1970 and encodes 407 amino acids. NCBI's taxonomy places the organism in Eukaryota, Metazoa, Chordata, Mammalia, Rodentia, Cricetidae.
GGACUAAGCUAGAAAUUAUAGUGAUUUUUCUGCGAAGUGGUGCAGCCGGGGAUACGUGCACCGGGGUUGGGGUGGGAUGAAGAGGGGCUUUUUAUUGACUCAGAAACGCACUUUUUCCAAAUUUGUUCUCCUAAAAGCCUAGACCUUCCCAAGCAGGAGUAGACAAGCUCCUCCAGCACACUCAGCCUGCAUUACCUCAUUUCCUCGGGUUUUUUUGAUAGGAGUCGUUUUCUUCAUCCUUUGUACACAGUCCCCGCAUAGGAGGUGAACUUCAGGAUAAUCAGGGCAGUUGCUACCAAGAGAUAUUUAAAAAACACUUAAAAGCUCUUUCUUGCCUCCGAGGGGGGAAUCACAGUAGUGCUUUUUCCUACAGUUGGGCCAAUGUGUUCGACCUAGCGGGUCCUGAGAUGCAGGCAAAAAGGUGUGAAGGGUUAGGCUUUGUUUUUGUUGUUCCCCAAAAUGCAAGGAACAGCAACAAAAAGUACAGCAAUCCAAACCCAUCUCCUGUCCGCGUCACUGGAGCACUUCCCUGUGGUGGGGACUAUCAGGGCGCUGCGCAGGCGCGGGGCGGCGGCUGGCAGAGGGCGUGGCCGCCGUGUCCAUUUUGCAGCGAAGCUGCGGGCUCUAGUCUGUGGAGCAUUCUCUAGUUUUACAGUCAAAACGUGGGGGGGAAAACAAAAAUCGGGUUUUCCCAGAGAAAUAUUAACCUCACCGAAAGCACCUGCUUGCCGGGGACAGAGGAUGUGAUGGAGCUGCUUGAAGAAGAUCUCACAUGCCCAAUUUGUUGCAGUUUGUUUGAUGAUCCCCGAGUUUUGCCCUGCUCACACAACUUCUGCAAAAAAUGUUUAGAAGGGCUCUUAGAGGGGAAUGUGCGGAAUUCAUUGUGGAGACCAUCUCCUUUCAAGUGUCCUACCUGUCGUAAGGAAACUUCAGCAACUGGAGUUAAUAGUCUGCAAGUUAAUUACUCCCUAAAGGGUAUUGUGGAGAAAUACAACAAAAUCAAGAUUUCUCCCAAAAUGCCAGUGUGCAAAGGACACUUGGGACAGCCUCUCAACAUAUUCUGUGUAACUGAUAUGCAGCUGAUUUGUGGGAUCUGUGCUACUUGUGGUGAUCACACUAAGCAUGUCUUCUCUUCUAUUGAAGAUGCCUAUGCUCAGGAAAGGGAUGCCUUUGAAUCCCUCUUUCAGAGUUUUGAGACUUGGCGCCGGGGAGAUGCUCUUUCCCGCUUGGACACUUUGGAAACAAACAAAAGGAAAUCCCUACAGUUGCUCACUAAAGAUUCAGAUAAAGUAAAGGAGUUUUUUGAGAAGUUACAACACACAUUAGAUCAAAAGAAGAAUGAAAUCCUAUCUGAUUUUGAGACUAUGAAGCUUUCAGUUAUGCAAGCCUAUGACCCAGAGAUCAACAAACUCAACACUAUUUUACAGGAGCAACGGAUGGCCUUUAACAUUGCCGAGGCUUUCAAAGACGUGUCAGAACCUAUUAUAUUUCUGCAACAGAUGCAGGAGUUCAGGGAGAAAAUCAAAGUAAUCAAGGAAACUCCUUUGCCACCCUCUAAUUUGCCCACAAGCCCUUUAAUGAAGAACUUUGAUACCAGUCAGUGGGAGGACAUUAAACUAGUCGAUGUGGAUAAGCUUUCUUUGCCUCAAGACACAAGCGUGUUCAUUAGCAAGAUUCCCUGGCGCUCCUACCAGUUGUUGAUGGUGGUUGUUCUGCUGGGUCUCCUCAUAUUCUUUGGACCUACCAUGCUUCUGGAGUGGUCUCCAUUCGAUGAGUUGGCAGCUUGGAAAGACUAUCUUUCAAGUGUCAGUUCUUACCUGACUAAAUCGGCUGAUUUUGUAGAGCAGUCUGUUUUUUUCUGGGAACAGAUGACAGAUGGGUUUUUCAUUUUUAGUGAAAGAGUCAAAAAUUUUAGUUUGGUGGCACUGAACACUGUUGCAGAAUUUGUGUGCAAAUAUAAACUACUAUAAAAUCUUUCAACUA